CCAAACAAUAAAGAGAUGGUUAUUUCUCGCAGCUCGAUAUUUAUGCUCCUUGUUUUACUUCUCAUAUCGUAUGUUCUGCUAUUGUUAGGGACGAACUGUGAUGCGAAGAAGAAUCAUCUGUGCACUCCUUCAUCUUGCGGUGAAAUCCGUAACAUAAGUUAUCCUUUUCGAUUGAAAGGUGAUCCAAAAGACUGUGGCAACUCUCGGUAUGAGCUAGCUUGUGAAAAUAACCACACUGUUCUAUAUUUAUAUGCUGGUCGAUAUUAUGUAAAGUCGAUUCAUUACGGUUCCUAUAUUGACCAAUAUAACUUCAGUGGUGAUAUCACGGUGGUUGAUGAUGGACUGCAAAAGGGUGAUUGCUCUUCCCUUCCUCGUUACUCAUUAGCGUCCUCCAACUUCAGUAUUUUUUAUCCAUAUAGAUUUCGAAAUGCCAAUACCGAAGUGGCCUUCAUGAAGUGCUCACAACCUGUUACUUCUACUUCGUAUAUUGAUACCAAACCAUGUAUUGAGGGCGCAUACUCUGCCGACACGCCUCCAUAUUUUUCCCAAAUGAAGGUGUACUCAUACGCUGUACAGCAAUUACAAGUAGGGGAUAUCAAGGACUCUUGCACUGUAACCAUGAUGGCAUUCGCAUCGGAUCAAAUCUCAAGGUGGAAAGGGGAUCAGUAUGGGAGCUUACCAUACAAGGACCUCCACAACAAGAUGGUCGAGGGAUUCAAUCUCUCCUAUCCGCCCGACAAUUCUUGGAAAAGAUUAUUUCCAUGUCACUUCUUAGGUUUUGGAUUCCGAAGGGAGUACUGCGGCUAUUAUAUCAUCACCCCUACUUCUGCGCGGGCCAAGCGUUGGUACGCGGAACUUGCAGGUUCGCGCCUCGCCUUUUUCUUGGCCAACUACGUCGCAUACAAAUUCAUACUCGGAGCUCCAUGUGUGUUGAUAUUUCUAAUCUAUAAGUGGAUGAGAAGGCAUCGGGCGAUCGACGCAAACAUUGAAGAAUUCCUACAAGUUCACAACAACUUUUCGCCCAUAAGGUAUUCUUACUCGGAUGUCAAGAAGAUUACAAAAAAUUUCAAAUGCAAAUUAGGUGAGGGGGGAUAUGGCUCUGUGUAUAGAGGAAUCCUUAGAAGUGGCAAUGAAGUUGCGGUUAAGAUUUUGAACAAACCAGAAUCUAAUGGCCAAGAUUUUAUUAGUGAAGUGGCCACAAUUGGAAGGAUCCACCACAUCAAUGUAGUGCAACUUGUUGGUUUUUGCUUCGAUUACUCCAAACAAGCUCUGGUCUACGAUUUCAUGCCGAAUGGCUCUUUGGAUAAACACAUUUCGAAUAAGAAUGGUGAUGAUCCUCUUGAUUAUAAGAAAAUGCAUGAGAUCUCUCUUGGCAUAGCUAGAGGGAUGGAGUAUCUACAUCGGGGAUGUGAUAUGCAAAUUCUACACUUUGAUAUCAAGCCUCACAACAUUCUCCUAGACCAAAGUUUCACUCCAAAAAUUUCUGAUUUUGGACUUGCAAGACUUUAUCCCAUCGGUCAUAGCAUAGUAUCGUUAACUGCAGCAAGAGGAACCUUGGGGUAUAUGGCGCCUGAGCUAUUCUACAAAGACAUUGGUGGCAUUUCUUAUAAAGCCGAUGUUUACAGUUUUGGGAUGAUGUUAAUGGAAAUGGCCGGUAGAAGGAGAAAUAUAAAUGCACAUGCAGAGCAUUCAAGUCAAAUUUACUUUCCUUUGUGGGUUUAUGAUCAACUCAGCAAAGAAAAGGAGGUUGAGAGGGUAGAAGUCAUAGAAGAGGAAAGAGAAACAAGGAAGAUGAUAAUCAUUGCGCUAUGGUGCAUACAGCUGAGCCCUAAUGAUCGGCCGUCGAUGAGGAAAGUUCUAGAUAUGCUUGAAGGAGAUAUUGAUAAACUGCAACUACCUCCAAAACCGCUUUUAUAUCCGACAGAGGCACCAAUUGAUGAUGACAACAAUGAGAUAGAACUUGAAAUGGUCUCAUCUUCAUCAAGUGCUCCAAUUAUUUCUGGCAGUUACCAAUUUGACCACAAUAAUGAGUUUAUGAAAUCAUGUAUUGUGUGAUUGUUCUCCUCUUGUAGAAAUGAGAUACGAUAUAUAAUUAACACUAUCAGCAUGUACCAUCAUUGAUAAUGUAAUCUCUGAAGCUUUUACAUGUUUUUCAUAUAGCAUCGGUGUUUUCUAUUAAACUCAUUAUGUCCAUAUUUUAUAAAUGACAAUGAAUGCCGUAUGGCAUUCGUUAUAA
Eucalyptus grandis is the source of this 2236-nucleotide messenger RNA. RefSeq names its product rust resistance kinase Lr10. The coding region runs from base 16 to 2055 and encodes 679 amino acids. Gene Ontology annotation, molecular function: polysaccharide binding; ATP binding; protein kinase activity. The record is from RefSeq and is a predicted model, not a curated record. Gene Ontology annotation, biological process: protein phosphorylation. The transcript is spliced from 3 exons. NCBI's taxonomy places the organism in Eukaryota, Viridiplantae, Streptophyta, Magnoliopsida, Myrtales, Myrtaceae.